Molecule: messenger RNA, 1341 nt
Organism: Aspergillus nomiae NRRL 13137
Lineage: Eukaryota; Fungi; Ascomycota; Eurotiomycetes; Eurotiales; Aspergillaceae
Exons: 5
Coding region: 1-1341 (446 amino acids)
Molecular function (GO): heme binding; iron ion binding; oxidoreductase activity, acting on paired donors, with incorporation or reduction of molecular oxygen
Source: RefSeq, a predicted model, not a curated record
AUGGCGAUUGUUACUGAGAUAACCAAUGCCAGCCCAACUACCGUUCUCAUGGGCUUGGCUGCAGCUCUCAUAUGCACAUAUAUUAUCUACUGGCGUUAUCUCCAUCCUCUCUCCAUGUAUCCAGGGCCCUUCCUGGCGUCCUUGACAGACCUCUGGCAAGUUAAUCAAUUUCUGACUUUGCAACAACCAUACCAUCUGACAGAGCUUCAUGACAAAUAUGGUCCCGUGGUUCGCUAUGGGCCGGACAAAAUCAGUAUCACUGAGGAGAGCGCUAUCCAGGCCAUUUACCAGAAAGGCUCGAGACUGAUGCCGAAGACCGAGUUUUAUGACGCAUAUGGCGCGGCGGAGCCAAAUGUAUUCGGCAUGCGCAAUGAAGCGAUACACUCUAUAAGAAGGCGUCAUAUGUCCCAUAGCUUCUCCUUGAGCUACGUCAAGGAAAUGGAACCCUACCUUGACUUGAACAUCCAAAUUCUGAAAGAAAAGAUCAGACGUCAUUGCCACCAAGGGGAUGUGUUCGAUCUCAAGAAGGCUCUGCAUCAUUACGUAGUUGAUACCUUGGGUGAGCUGGCGUUCAGCCAGUCCUUUGGCGUCCAGGAAGCCGAUAACGAAUCCCUGGUUCCCGGUGCAAAAGACCCUGAUACAGGUGCGAGACUCACGCAAACUGAUCUCGAGACUGAGGCUUUUGGGUUCAUAAUUGCCGGGACGCACACGACUAGCGCCACUACGUCGUUAUUGUUCUAUCAUCUUCUCCAUAAUCCGGCAUUCUUAGAAGAAUUGGUUAAGGAAAUUGACGGCAAUCUUCCUCGACUAGACGAAGGAACAGCGGCGUACUCCAUUGCUGACGCUGAGACCUCAUUACCAUUUCUCCGAAAUUGCAUGCGUGAGAACUUUCGCAUCACACCAGUCUUCACAAUGCCUCUAGCACGGCACGUAAUAGCUCCAGAGGGAGUACUGAUUGCCGGACAUCAUUUACCACAAGGGACUUCAGUUGCUGUCUGCAACCAUGCGUUCCACCAUAACCCAAGCGUAUGGGGCGAGGACCACAAUCAAUUUGACCCCCACCGGUGGGACAAAGACGACGUCGCCGCUAAAGCGCGGUACCUGAUGCAUUUCGGCUUGGGCGGACGCCAAUGCAUUGGGAAGACCGUUGCGACAGCCAACAUCUACAAGUUGAUGAGCACGUUACUGGCAGAGUUCAAGUUUGAGCUAGCCAAUGAGCAAGAGCGUGCGGAUGCCCGUAAUGGACUAUAUAGCGGGAAGAUUCCGGAAUUAAUUAGUGUGGGCAUAAGUGACCUCAAGGAGCCUUUGCUUGUAAGAGCUUCUCUGAGAGCAGCGAAGUAG